GUCAGAAGCGUCCCUCACCCCAACACGACAAGUCCCCGCCGGCUGUUGUCUCUGCUCUGCCCUCGCCCUCCGUUACGCGCCACAGAGGUUCAGGAGGAAGGAGGGAGACACAGAGAACGAGACAGAGAGCGUGAGUGUGGAAGGAGUUGACGCAAGGAUCAAAGGGAGAUAGGAACACGUGCAGUGAGACCCUUCCGGAGUUUAAACUGGCAAUGUGUUUUUGUCCUCCAGUCCUUGAGAUCUGUUCCUUGGCCGCCCCACGCCGCUCUCCCCAGCCCCUCGAUGCCCCAGCGGGGCCCUCGUGCCUCCACGCUGAGCGACGCGGCUCUAUAGACUGAACUGAACGACUGAAUUCCCAUGUUCUGAAACACUUCUGCGCCGCACCGCCAACCUUCUAAAGGCUCUAGUUGAAGUUACACGGUUUUUUAAGGGUGUUUUUACGGUUGUGCUGACGGAUUAGCAAGAUUUCUUCAUUAUUAGCUGAAGAAACACUCUUGAGAACCCGGCUAGUCAUCUGUGUGGCCUCUGGAAACAAUCGUGGUGAAGGAGCGAAGCGUUUCUGAAUACUGGCCAUAGAUUAUCGGCGUGAGUCAGUCUUGUCAAGAGAACCACGUGCAUUACCCAGCCUUGACCUCUUCUACGCUCUCAUUGUGUAUCGAAGUGGUCCCCAGCGCCCACACACGCCCACACACACACCCACACACACGCCCACGACACGCAGGAGGGGAAAAUUAGGACAUCCCCGCCUUGUAGCCUCGAUAAGAAGAGAAAAUUGGUGAGUUUCGCCAUAGCAGCAUUACUUGUUCGCCUACCCACAGUAACAGAGAAGGAUUGUAAAGAGAGAGGAAGAGAAACGAAAGUAAAGCAGAUAAAACAAGAAUUAUAAAGUUUCUCCAUCUACUUUACACCAGUUUUUUGUUGUCUCCUGGUAAAGGAAAAGUAAGAAUAAUAAUAACAAGCUAUCAAGUCGAAGUUUGGUUGGCCUUCAAAUAUUUUUUUCUCUCAUUUUUUCUACUGACGCUCACUCCAUUUUCUCUCGACUUGAUCCACCAGAAAAAACAGAACAUUAUCACUGGAACACUCUCACUCUUGAAGACUUGAACUUACAACGAUAUAAAAAAGAGAAAAGAGAAAGUGUUAAAACAAAUCAGCAGACAAGACAAGAACACGAGUCUGUAUAAAUAGACUUAACGAAGAUUUAUAAAGAGGAUAAUAUCAGAAGAGGAUUAUUAGAAGACAUAAGGACAAUAUAUAUAGAGAAAGGAAAGUAAAAGAGAAAGAAGAUUAUUUGGAAGAGUUUGCAUAGAAAAUAAUAAAGAGAAGAGAAUCACUGAUUAUACUAAGAAGAGAAAGAAGACAAAAUAAUCAAUAUCACCUGAAAAAUUCAAGAAAAUAAGAAGAGUUUGAGAAAAUUCACAGAAGAUAAAGAGAAAGAGGAAAAUAAAAUAGAGAAAAUAACAUUUAAACCAACAAAAAAAGGAGGACUAAUAUCAACAGAGAAAAACUAAACAAAAUAACAAUAAUUUAACAAGAUUCACAUAGAAGAUCAAAGAAAAAAAAAAAAGAAAACGAACAUAACACAGAAGAAACAAAGUAAUCAAAGAAAACGAAACUCAAUUAAGGGAAGACUAAACAAAACCAGAAAAGCUUGCGGAAAGCCUUGCGCUACCCUCCUACCAGUGACUUAAAGAGCUCAGACAACACCCACCCCUUACCUACCAGUGUUUGGAUCGUCCAUGCAAACACUGGUGCAGUCCUGCGGGGUACUGUGGGUGCCUUUACGCGUCCUGAGCCCUGUCGAGGAGGAGAAGAACUUGCUAAGAGAACAGGAGGCGCGGGAACAACUGCGCAGACGAAGUGCAAUGCCGGCCAGCAACAGAAGCAAGCCCGCCAUGGAACUGUACCGGCCCCCGACACUGAGAGGACCCGGACUAUUUGACAACGGGGAGCCAAUGUAUAACGGCAAGGUGUCACAGAAUGGUGGCUAUGGGGACCCGCGCUCCAGCCUCAACGUAAAUGCUAAAGAGUUUGUGUCCUCGGGCGCCUCCAACAGACCCCAGGCACUCCAGCACUCCAAGUCCUCCAGCAGCGUGCCCUUCCAGGGCCGCCAGGGUGGUCUGCAACACUCCAAGUCUGGGAGCAACUUAAGACAGACCGCCCCCCAACACUCGGGGUACGGCGCCCCCCACGACGCGCCCCCCGCCUCCACCUCCCCCCCGCGGGUCCACUUCAGCGACGACAAGGAAAACGAACCGGAAAUGAAGUGUGGCCCUCAUCCCCGCCCUCCGUCCCUCGCGGUGGGCACGCUCACCCAGCUGGGCAUCAAGCGCUCCAAGUCCCUGGGAUCGGCUGACCUGCGCGCCUCCCAGCUGCUUGAGUCCUGCUCCGCCAUGCCUGACCUCGGCCCCUUCUCGCCUGAAGUCAUGAACAGCAUCACUCGCGCCAGUAACGACCCGAACAGCGUGAGUGCCCGCCAGCUCAUGGAGGUGGUGCGACACGUGUUCACGCGCGUGGUGGAGGCUUCCAGGCACGCCGAACCCGCCGCCAGACUGUGCAUCUCCAUCAUUCAGAAGGAGAAAAACGAGACUUUCCUGGAGACUCUGCUGAACACGUGCCAAGAAUAUUUCCAGGAGCGUGACCGCCUGCUGAGGAACAACCCUCCCGCCCCUUACCCUGGCUUCGUGCCCGCCCACCCCCGCUGGAUCGCCUACAUGACCUUCCUCAACGAAAUGUACACGCAGCUGAAGAGGCGACACGUGCAGCUAAUGACGAAGAGAAUGCGGAACAGCGAGACACCCCCGGGACUGCUGCUGCUGACCCUGCUGGCCCAGUGCUGCCAGGUCUGCCUCAAGGAGAACGCCGUCAACAGCCUGGCAGAGACGGAGUGCCUGUUCUUCGUUCUGACGGGCGUGGGGAAGGACAUCGAGGUGGAGCUGCCGCACCAGAUGGGGCGCGUGAUGACCGCGGCGCGCGACGCCUUCCUCACCACGGUGCGCGUGCCCGCCGUGCGCAAGACUCUGCUGCAGCUGAUCGAGAUGCACGCCGCCCGCUGGCAGCUGCCCGCGCCGGCCGUCAUGUACUACUACCCGGGCUCCGGCAGCAAGUAGUGGCGCCGCCCGCUGCCGCCCCUGCCGCCCCCGACACACAGACCCCGCCACAGCCUGGAGCCUCGGGGACCGGCCGUGACACGGGGCCUGCUGCUGCCCUUGCCGCCGCCGCUGCCGCCGCCACGCUGAGGGGCGCCUGAGGGCGUGCUGCCCCGGGACGGGCGUGGGCGGGGGCGCGGCGGGGGCGGGGCACAGCCAGGCCCACAGCUCAUCGAUCGACCGAUUUUUAAACGAUUCUCGAUAUUCCGAGUGUCAGCAGCAGCGCUGACACGAGGCCGCUCAGCGAGGCCGCGCCCAGCCCCGCGUGGCGCUGGGCGCGGCGCGGCGCCACGAGGACGACUGUGAGGCGCCAAGGAGAGGCCGCCGCCGCCGCCGCCGCCGCCGUCGUCACGGUGGCGGCGCCGCUCGCGAGGGAGAGUUGGAUUUUAUAUUUUUUUCACCCGGCGGGGGCGCAGCUGGCGCCGCGCCGCCCCCGCCGCCCUGCAAGGGUUUGUCUGGCGUCGGCGAGGCGCCGCACGGCCGCCCCUCGCCUUGUGCUGCAACACUUGGUCUGCACGCCCCCUGCCCCGCCCCGCCCCGCCCCGCCCCGCCCAGGGACUCCCCAUUCACGUAUUAUUAACACAAUAUAUUAUUUGUACCGCCGUCCAGGGCGGGGCGGGGCGCCGGCCACGCUGCCCGAGGCGUGUGCGUGCGUGCCGCGUGUACGGUUGUGUGUGCAUGUGUGUGUCUGUGUGUGCGUGAUUGCGUGAUUGCUGGUAGUGUGUGUGUGUGUGUGUGUGUGUGUGUGUGUGUGUGUGUGUGUGUGUGUACAUAGGGGCGCCGCCCCAGCCCAGUGCUUUAAGAUAAUCUAGUCUUUCCUCUACUGACGCGCCUCUGUCCCUCACAGUAAUGAGUUCACAUACAUCUAUUUAUUGUGACAGUGUAGGUGGCUGUUUAACGUGUUUGAUAUUCAGGGAGAACAUAACCCACAGGGGACGCGUCCUUCCCGGGGCAGGGCGCCCCCCACCCCCAGGCCCGGCACCAGCCAGGCCCUUAGUCAGUGUUACAGGUGACAUCUCAUCUAUUUGUGCUAUGAAUAAAGUCAACGUUUGUA
Scylla paramamosain (green mud crab) is the source of this 4200-nucleotide messenger RNA. Its product is annotated as CBP80/20-dependent translation initiation factor-like. The coding region runs from base 1737 to 3107 and encodes 456 amino acids. Gene Ontology annotation, biological process: regulation of translational initiation. Lineage: Eukaryota; Metazoa; Arthropoda; Malacostraca; Decapoda; Portunidae. Gene Ontology annotation, cellular component: cytosol. Gene Ontology annotation, molecular function: translation activator activity; protein binding; RNA binding. The transcript is spliced from 9 exons. The record is from RefSeq and is a predicted model, not a curated record.